Messenger RNA from Talaromyces marneffei, 3534 nucleotides. RefSeq lists its product as uncharacterized. NCBI's taxonomy places the organism in Eukaryota, Fungi, Ascomycota, Eurotiomycetes, Eurotiales, Trichocomaceae. The transcript is spliced from 4 exons. The record is from RefSeq and is a predicted model, not a curated record. Gene Ontology annotation, cellular component: spindle microtubule; nucleus. Gene Ontology annotation, molecular function: ATP binding; microtubule binding; plus-end-directed microtubule motor activity. Bases 1 to 3534 code for a protein of 1177 amino acids. Gene Ontology annotation, biological process: microtubule-based movement; mitotic spindle assembly.
AUGCCGGCUCCUCACACACGGCCUGCCACCGGGGCGGCCACCAGAAAGCCCGCAUUGCGACAACCUUCCAGGCGUAUAGCCACCUCUGCGACCGAAAGAUCCCAGUCUCCAGCUGUUGCCUUGAAACCGACAACGACAAAUAUCAUGCGCCUACAGAGAUCUCCAAGCGUGCAGUCGAUCGCAGGUGCGAAACGUAAAGAACGCGAAUAUGAACCAACCAGUGGCGAGGAUACUAGCAUACACGUUGUGGUUCGGUGUCGCGGUCGUAACGAUCGAGAAAUCCAAGAAAACAGCGCCGUAGUCGUAUCGACAGAAGGUACCAAUGGCGUCGAACUUUCAAUGGGCCCGAACGCUCUGAGCAACAAAGCAUACCAUUUUGAUAAAGUGUUCUCUCCAGCAGCUGAUCAAACAACACUUUUUGACGACGUCGUGACACCUAUAUUAAACGAGAUGUUAUCCGGAUAUAACUGUACUAUUUUCGCUUACGGUCAGACGGGUACAGGGAAAACAUACACAAUGUCAGGAGAUAUGACCGAUACUCUGGGUAUACUUUCAGAAAAUGCGGGUAUUAUUCCGCGCGUCUUAUACUCGCUUUUCAGCAAACUGGAGGACCGAGAAAGUACGGUUAAGUGUUCAUUCAUUGAGUUGUAUAAUGAGGAACUACGAGACUUGCUUUCUCCUGAUGAUAAAGCCAACUUGAAAAUCUAUGAAAAUGAAUCGAAAAGGGGCCACAAUAGUACCACUUUAGUGCAAGGUAUGGAAGAGCAUUUUAUCCAUUCUGCUACCGCUGGAAUCAAACUGCUUCGAGGGGGGAGCUACAAACGCCAAGUAGCGGCGACGAAAUGCAACGACCUCAGUUCCCGAAGUCAUACUAUUUUCACGAUCACCACUAGCGUCAAGCGGACAACAGAGGCUGGCGAAGAGUACAUCAGCACUGGAAAGCUGAAUCUUGUGGAUUUGGCAGGUAGCGAGAAUAUUCAGAGAAGUGGCGCCGACAAUAAACGUGCGGCUGAGGCUGGCCUUAUUAACAAGAGUCUCCUGACGCUCGGCAGAGUCAUCAACGCCUUGGUCGACAAAAGCUCUCAUAUCCCGUACCGCGAGUCCAAGCUCACGCGCUUGCUGCAGGAUUCACUAGGAGGUCAGACGAAGACAUGCAUUAUUGCAACCGUUUCGCCUGCGCGAAGUAACUUGGAAGAGACAAUAUCGACUCUAGAUUACGCUUUCCGAGCGAAGAAUAUCCGCAACAAACCACAAAUUAACUCCACGUUGCCGAAGAAAACGUUGCUGCGCGAAUAUACCAUGGAGAUCGAACAGCUGAAAAGCGAUCUGAUUGCAACACGACAUCGUAACGGAGUUUACCUCUCUGCAGAAGCCUACGAAGAAAUGAAGAUUGAAAGUGAAUCGCGCAGAAUCAUCAACGAGGAACAGCGAGCGAAGAUUGAAAGCAAAGAAGCGAGCCUGAAACACAAGACAGAGGAGCUGUUUGCGCUAACGAGCAACUUCAACAAUCUGAAAAAGGAUAAUGAGGAAACACGCGCCGCAUUGAAUGAGACAAACGAUGUCUUGGAACAGACCGAAAUUGUUCUCCGAGAUACGAAGAAACAAUUGGAACAAGAGGAAAUAAUCCGCCAAGCGCAUGAGCAGACGGAAGAGAAACUUUAUGGUGUUGGUAGCGAGCUCCUCUCCAAGUUGGAUCAGACAGUUGAGCAUGUCAAUGGCCUUCACCAAAAAUUGCAUCGCAAGUCGGAUCUUCACAUCCUCAACCGUGAUACAUGGGAGGCAUGUACCGGAGAUGUUGUUGAUGUGACCAAGCUGAUUGAAGAUAGGGUUGAGUGUUUUGAAUCCGAGCACUCAGCUCUUAUUCAAGGCUUGUCUACCAAGGUUACGGACUUUGUUACAAAGGAGUUGCAAACGGUUGCGAGCGGGAAUUCUCAGAUCAACGCAUUUCGCUCAUUCUUGGAUGAGACGGAGAAUAGAUUGACGGAACAAUCCAUCAAAGCCCAUGAUGAAAUGAAUGAUGUUCUCGAGGAAAUUAAGGUCCUUCGAGAGGAAGUCAAGGGAAAAGUUGGCCAGGGAUUGAAUGGUCUGUCUGCGGCUGCAGAGCGGAUAUCAAAGGAAGUUAUUGAUGAAAUGACUGACUUCCAUGCCCAGCUUCAUUCGUCUUAUAGUGCCCUAGGUCGGGAUUUCAAGGCCAUGUUUGAGAAAAUCAUCGGUCAUCUAGAGUCACAAAAGACAGAGAUUGAGGAACUUCGCACACAAUUGCUUGAAGCCAACCGUCAAGCUAUACAAGGAAACCAGUCCGCUUCUACUGAUCUCGAGAAAGCAUUGGAAGAAGAAAGACAAGCCGCCGAAACCGAUCGCGCCGAUCUACUUUCUCAGAUUAACUUGUUGAUUGAAGCCUCCAGUCAGAAACAAGUCUCCCGUCUCAAAGGACGAGUGGAUAUUGUGACGUCUGAUUUGAAGUCUUCUGGUGAUGGCCUGCAAAGGGCAACCGACAAAUACCAAGAAGGCAUGGAUAAGUGGGCAGGCAAGGAGAGUCAUCUGAUGGAAGAUGUCGUCAGUUCUAGAGAUGCUAUCAAGGGUCGUAUGCAGGAAGACUGGGAGGUUUUCGAACAACGCAAUGAAUCUAUUCAAAAAUCAACUGAAGCAGUUCAUCAAGAGACGGUUCGCAUCGUUGAUGAGCAAGUGCAGCAGAUGGCCGUUCAGAUGGAAGCAUUGGAUGACUUUGUGACCAGAGCCAGGUCUCAAAACGGUUCUCAUCAUGAAUCUCAUUUGGCUAACCUGGAAAGCCUCACAAAGAACAUCAAGGACUCAUUCGUGUCACUAGAAGAAGAACUUGGCAGCAUGAGCACCCAACUUCAUGCAUUCCAAGAGACGGUCACCGCUCAAGAGGAUAGUAUCAAACAGGCUGUUACUCCCUUUUCCGAAGAAGUUCGACAGCCGUUGGUUGAGCUUAGAAAUAACAUUCAAAGCACGCCAAUGGUCGAAUACAAGCCAACAGGAACUACUCCCUCGAGGACAUCUUACGAGUAUCCUAAAACAUUGCCUCGAACGGAACCCCACAGUACUCUGCUUGACAAGCUAAAGCAAUCUACCCAACCUAUACUCACGCCCCUUGAGGAGGAAAAUCUGGACCCAGGCUUGAAGUCACCGAUCAAACAUCGCAUGGGCUCACCGAUGAAAACACGGGUCUACAAUGACGCCGAGGAUGAGGUAGGCGAACCUAGCAUUACCACCUCAACAAUCAUCACAUCGACCAACACGGGUCUUAGGGAGGUCGACUUAAACGUCGCCGCGAAACAACUCAACUCUAGUUUACCGGAGCGCGAUUUUUCCAAAUCAAUGAUCCUCGAUGUUUCAGAGGAUCCGGCUCAGCCACCUCUUAAGAAACGACAGACUGCUUCAGAGAGUAAGCUUCCUCAAAAGGCUUCGAUGCGCCGGGCGCCAGCUGGAAUUGCUUUGGAUGGGAGGGAGAAUGUCCCGCUUGAUGCCAGUAUUGGACGACGAUUACGGAAUAGACCGUCCAUUGGUUAG